CCUUCCUGUUUGGGGUGUGGCUUCACAGCACUCGGAUGUGUGCGCGUGGACCUCCAGUGUUUCGCUGCUGUUAACAUCUUGUGUUUACAAAUGUACAUUUUAAACUAACGCAAGAAGAGACUGUGUGCUUUACGAGUGGCUAUUUUUGUUCAAAUCUACUUCCGGUGCUGGAUUUAAUUUGAAAAGGUAGCGCGGAAGUCGGCGCAUUUAUCACGCAACUUGACGCGGACUGAGGAGGGAGCGGCUCUGGUCGAGCUACGCUAGCACACAAGAGAGAGCAGUGGAUGACGAGUCACGGCAGUAGUCGCAUUCCACACGCGUGACAUCAUCACCAGCUGGGUGGCCAUGUGACCUGAGUCAGGGAGAGGGAGGGGCAUGUUUUACAGACAGCAGGUGAAGAUGCGUGAAUACAAGCUGGUUGUCCUCGGGUCUGGUGGUGUCGGCAAGUCUGCUCUGACGGUGCAGUUUGUCCAGGGUAUUUUUGUGGAGAAGUACGACCCCACGAUAGAAGAUUCCUACAGGAAGCAAGUGGAGGUGGAUGGUCAGCAGUGCAUGUUGGAGAUCUUGGACACAGCAGGAACAGAGCAGUUCACGGCCAUGCGUGACCUCUACAUGAAGAAUGGCCAAGGCUUCGCUCUGGUCUACUCCAUUACGGCGCAGUCCACCUUCAACGACCUCCAAGACCUCAGAGAGCAGAUCCUCAGGGUCAAGGACACGGAUGAUGUGCCAAUGAUCCUGGUGGGCAACAAGUGUGACCUUGAGGUGGAGCGUGUGGUGGCCAAACAGUCGGGGGUGGGUCUCGCUCGCCAGUGGAACUGCUGCGUCUUCUUGGAAACGUCGGCCAAGAGCAAGAUCAACGUCAACGAGAUCUUCUACGACCUGGUGAGACAGAUCAACAGGAAGAGUCCACUUCCUGGAAGAACUCGCAAAAAGUCCACUUGUCAUCUCCUCUAAUACCAGCCCUGCGCUCUCGCCUGACCCAACAACCAAUCAGAGGACAUCUUCCGACCUGCCCCUCACCCCCUCCCCCUCAAACACAUGUCGUCAACGUGGACCGCCUCUGAACUCUGACCCCUUCCUGUUGCCUUGGAAACUUCAAAAGACUGAUGAUGAUGAUUAUGAUGGCGUCUUCUAGAUGUUUCUUUUGUCUUUUUCUAUCCCGACACCGCCUCCAACAUGGCCGACUGAUAGAUGAUGAUUGUUAUUUCAAGUUUUAUUUAGUAGCAGAUUCUGGUGUCAGCUCACCGUUUGAAGCUAACUUCAUGUAGCUGUGCAGUGUGUUAGCAGUAUUAUGGACAAGUACUGACAAGUUUUACUAACAGUUUGUGGCGAGCAAAGCUAGCAGUGGCAACAUUUCAAAGGUGGCUGGUGUAUCCGUGAGCUGGCUAGCUUGGUAGCCAUUAGCUAGGACAGAAGAAGCACUUUAAAGUCACAGAUGUACAAAAUCAAAUCAAAUCAAAAUUAACGUUUUUCGGGUGCCAUUACUGCAUGUGACCGCCAGGGGGUGCUGUAGUGUAGGCUAACCAGUUAGCGUAACAUGGUGGUGGGUGAGCUGACCCCAGAUCUGCUAGCGUGACUCGGGGCGUCAUUGGCAUGGCAGAAGAUUGUUGAAGCCACAAAAAGCCUUUUAGUGUCUGUCUGAUCUAGCAUGUUCAUGUGUCACCUCCAGGAGGCGCUGUAGCAGUUUGCAUGUCUGUUUUCAGCCGGGGCUAGCUAUCGCAGUUAGCAUGCUGAGCUAGCUCCCGGAGACCAAGAGCUGUAGUGAGCCCGUGUGGCCACAAGCGGACAGCAAGUUCCCGCUGACUGGUCCUGUCAGAGUAAACAGUCCCGCCCACUAAGCGUCAGUGGACGUCAUUUCAACAUUGACCUCGCCUCGAGCUACGCCUCCUCGUGCUCAACGAUGCUGAAGGAGGCUAGAGUGCAGUUUGCGUUCUUUUACUGCAUGUUUGUGUUGUCUGCUGGACUCUAGAACGUUGUACACGGGUUCCUGACAGCAGCGCUGGGGGUGGGGGCUGUCUCGGGGUGGUUGAAGCCAAAUGUAAAGUCCAAACUAAAAAGCCUUAAAUGAAUAAAAGUGGUG
This is a messenger RNA of Dunckerocampus dactyliophorus (ringed pipefish), 2080 nucleotides long. RefSeq names its product ras-related protein Rap-1b-like. The record is from RefSeq and is a predicted model, not a curated record. Gene Ontology annotation, biological process: negative regulation of synaptic vesicle exocytosis; Rap protein signal transduction; cellular response to cAMP. Gene Ontology annotation, molecular function: GTP binding; GTPase activity; GDP binding. Bases 376 to 954 code for a protein of 192 amino acids. Gene Ontology annotation, cellular component: plasma membrane. The transcript has 9 exons. Lineage: Eukaryota; Metazoa; Chordata; Actinopteri; Syngnathiformes; Syngnathidae.